This is a messenger RNA of Uranotaenia lowii, 1455 nucleotides long. RefSeq lists its product as uncharacterized. NCBI's taxonomy places the organism in Eukaryota, Metazoa, Arthropoda, Insecta, Diptera, Culicidae. The record is from RefSeq and is a predicted model, not a curated record. The transcript is spliced from 2 exons. Bases 210 to 1172 code for a protein of 320 amino acids.
UCCACGAUACAAUUCCAAGUACGGCUUAUUAGGUCAAAGAUUGUAACACUUAUUAGAAGUUCUUAAAACAUUUGAAAGCGUUUUAAGCUAUAUAUUGUAACAUUUUAGAAUACUAAAAAAAACGAUGGAUUUUAACUCUAUUUGAGUUGAUAUCUAUCAACAUAAAGUUUGAAGAAAAUUUUCAUCCGGUCAAUGUAGAAUUAUUAAAAAUGUCUGAAUCAAAGCUGGACAUGACAGGUGACGAUGACAUGGCCACCAGAGUAUUCUGGGAAAUACUGUCUCCCCUGGGCUACAUACCCCAACCAAUUAAGGACGCCCUCAAAACUACUGGAUUCGACAAUCUUCUAUCGCUAUCUGCCAUGCGUGAAUCCGACCUGGAUGAAAUUACUGCCCAACACAAACUACCGAUGGGUCACCGGCGGCUGAUUCGGGUCCUCUCGGAACGAAUCAACCAGCUAGGGCUGGAAGAUCUCACAGCCAAAUUGCUAAGAAAACUAGACCGCCAAGCCACCACCCUUGUGAGAGUGUCCAAACCCACACCGCCAAAUCCCACCAGUACCGAUUCACGGGAUGAUGCGUCUCCACCAGCUCGUCCGGUCCCAUCGGGAGAGGCAUUAGUCGAAAUCUAUCGAACCAAACUCCAGCAAAACAUCCUAUCCUGGCUAACAUCCCACGGUGAAGCUGGUACGAAAGAAGUCGAGCUACAGGACAUCAACAUCAACGUAUCCAUGCAGGACGGAAAACUUCAGGGUUCGGUCAUCUGUCCCUUCUGUCGAAUGGAAAUCAAAAUCUACAUUCGAGCACCGGAUGCCGACAGCAGCGGGGCCAUAGCCAAUUCUAACUACAUCAAACACUAUAAUCGGAUGCACCGGAAAAUACCACUUCCGUCGAAGUCAUCGCCCUCGACCUGCGGCAGUAGCAGUAAUUGGCCAUCCACGUUUACGAUUGGAACCUCACCACCACUGACUCUGGAACAACACCACCAAGCUCUCGCUCAGCUGCAUGCCGAACAACAGGCCGCGGCAGCAUUUGCGGUAGCAACUGCUGCCGCCAAUAGUUCCGGCGGAGGGGCUGGAGGUCCUAGUGGGCCGACCGCUGCCCAGCUGGCUGCUAAUCCGGCAGCCGUUUACGAAUUACUUUUCAAACAGGAAUCAAACAGUUGGGACGACUAGUAGUGCAGUAACCAAUGUGUGCUGUGUAUCGAGUGUGCAUGAAGUAGGCAAACCUAGCUAUCGUGAAGUUAUCGGCAUUUAUACGUAGUUGUUUUUUAUAGAAACUUGUAUACUACAGAGAGAAUAUUUCCGUUUCCAUCCAUACUUAUCUUAAAAACUUGUGAUUUAAUUUUUAGGAAUGAUUGUGAACGUACUUUAUCGAUUAGAUUUGCAAAAAUGUUUACCCUGACGUAUAGUAAAUAAAUAGUAUUCUUCAAACCUAAACUUUACGGGUUUAUUUUGC